Jatropha curcas is the source of this 3378-nucleotide messenger RNA. NCBI's taxonomy places the organism in Eukaryota, Viridiplantae, Streptophyta, Magnoliopsida, Malpighiales, Euphorbiaceae. The record is from RefSeq and is a predicted model, not a curated record.
CCAUAAGUAGGUGAAAAGCAAAGACUCCCUCUUUAUCUCUCUCGCAGAUUACAGGUUACCAUAUUACUACACAACCACUACUGUUGCCCUCUACCUAAUCCAAUACCUAAAGCCACAUUCAACAAUAAAAUAAAAUUUCCAUAAACGAAUAAAGAAGCUACCUAAGCGAGAAAGUGAAAGAAAAAUGAACGGAAAGUGAGAGAAAAUAAGAACAAAUUCAGUUAUUACUCAUUCAUUUGCCAAUUUAUGAAGAUGCUGUGGUAGCUCUGCUUUGCUUCCUCUUCUUUCUUCUUUUUUACUGUUUAGUUAUCAAAUCAAAAACCCUAAAUACAUUUCACCCACUUUCUAGAUCUUGAACCGAUUGUUAAGUCUUGAGUUACCUUUCCGAUCUAGUAAAUCACUGUCGAUGUGAAACUCGGCUCCGGCGAGUUGAGCUAAUGGAGGACUCAGGCGAUUCAGUUUGUUGAAAUGUUAAGCAUUUUGAAUUAUUGUAGUAGUAUUUUGGUUGAGCCAAGUUCCAAUGUCGGCUUCUUUAGCGGCUUUCGAGCGGCCAAGAGCCGGAGCUUCGAAUACGGUUUUCAAGAGUGGUCCUCUUUUCAUUUCGUCAAAAGGAUUAGGCUGGAAAUCGUGGAAGAAACGGUGGUUUAUCUUGACUCGCACUUCCUUGGUGUUCUUUAAAAAUGAUCCUAGUGCUCUGCCGCAAAGAGGUGGUGAAGUAAAUUUAACUUUGGGGGGCAUUGACUUGAAUAAUUCAGGGAGUGUUGUUGUCAGAGAGGAUAAGAAGUUAUUAACUGUCUUGUUUCCUGAUGGACGUGAUGGGCGAGCAUUCACCCUCAAGGCUGAGACGUCCGAAGAUUUGUAUGAGUGGAAGACAGCCCUAGAACAUGCCCUUGCGCAAGCACCAAGUGCUGCCCUUGUUAUGGGACAUAAUGGAAUUUUUCGAAGUGAUACAAAUGAAGCAAUUGAAGGAUCUUUCCAUCAAUGGAGGGAUAAACGUCCUGUUAAAUCAUUGGUUGUUGGAAGGCCAAUUUUGCUUGCCCUUGAAGAUAUUGAUGGAGGACCAUCAUUCCUCGAGAAAGCUCUUAGAUUUCUUGAGAAAUUUGGAACUAAAGUUGAAGGAAUUUUGCGACAGUCUGCUGAUGUUGAGGAGGUUGAACGCAGAGUUCAAGAAUAUGAACAAGGAAAGUCUGAAUUUGAACGGCCAUACAGUCAACCAAUGUUGAUAUUGUUAUUUUACUGUUUUAUUGAAUUAGAAAUUGAUCGUAAAGAAACUCGGAUUAAUUCAAUGCGUUCUGCAAUAUUAGAGACGUUUCCUGAACCAAACCGACGUUUAUUACAGAGAAUUCUUAAAAUGAUGCACACAAUCUCAUCUCAUGCUAAUGAGAAUCGAAUGACUGCAUCUGCUGUUGCUGCUUGCAUGGCACCCUUGCUACUGCGUCCUCUGUUAGCUGGUGAAUGUGAGUUGGAGGAUGACUUUGAUAUUAAUGGUGAUAGUUCUGCACAGCUUCUUGCUGCUGCAAAUGCUGCUAAUAAUGCUCAAGCCAUCAUUACCACUCUUUUAGAGGAGUAUGAGAAUAUUUUUGAUGAUGAAAAUCUACAUAGGUGUUCUAUCUCUGCUGAUUCCCGGAUUGAAAACAGUGGUAGUGAAGAUUCAUCUGAUGAUGAAACUAUGGAUGUAAAGGAAAAUGGUUAUCAUGAUGCAGAAAAUGAAGCUGAUCAAGAAACUGAUGAUGAUGCUGAAAGAGUACUCAGUGGCAAAUUAAGUGAGAGCAGUGGUUAUGCUGGCAGUGAUCUUUAUGACUACAAGGUUGAGGCUUUUGGUGGGGAUGAUUCCGAUGAUGGAUCGCCGAGAAAUAAUCAUGCUUCAGCUGAGAGUUCAAACUUACAAGUUGAUUCUGUCCAAACUAGAGAUCCUAAUGUUCAAACCAGGGAACAACCAAAUAAACUAAAGAAAGGAAAUGAGAAUUCAAUUAAUGAGAUGGAUGUUUCAAAUGUGUCACCUACUGGUGAAUCUUACCGGUCAAUGGGGGAAAUUCUAUCUUCAAUGGAUCCUGUCCCAUCUUUACCCAUAUCUGGCCCUGAAUCAUCUGCGGAGAAGCCAGCUGGUAAAGUUGCAACCUCCAAUCUCAAUGGAAAGCGGUCAGCAUUUUGGGGAAGAAGUAAUGCCAGAAAGACACCAUCAGUGGAGUCAGUUGAUUCUUCCGGCGAAGAAGAACUUGCUAUUCAGAGACUUGAGAUCACAAAAAAUGACUUGAAGCAAAGGAUUGCGAAGGAGGCAAGAGGAAAUGCAAUUUUACAAGCUAGCUUAGAGAGGAGGAAACAAGCUUUGCAUGAGCGACGUUUGGCGCUUGAACAAGAUGUAUCAAGGCUGCAAGAGCAGCUGCAAGCUGAAAGAGAUCUUAGAGCUGCACUGGAAGUUGGCUUGAGCAUGUCUUCUGGACAGUUCUCCAGUUCACGUGGCAUGGAUUCUAAAACAAGGGCUGAGCUUGAGGAGAUUGCUCUUGCUGAAGCUGAUGUGGCCAGGUUGAAGCAGAAAGUUGCAGAACUUCACCAUCAACUUAAUCAGCAACGACAGCACCAUUAUGGUUCGCUCUCUGAUGCGUGUGACCGCUAUCAACAUGUCCAAAAUCAAAGCACUCAACAGAGAUUUCUUCAGCAAGAUUUUGAUGCAACCCUUGCUUUCGUGAAUCAUGAAAGGAAACAAAGAACUGAGGAGAGCUUGUUAGGAGCAGAUUGGAGAAAUAUUAAAGGAACUGGAUUAGCAACUGGCAGCAGUAGUAGGCAGCCUCCUCGAAAGCAAUUUAUGGAACCAACAAGCCUGAUUGAUUCCAAAAGCACAGAGGCUUCCACCAACAUGUCCAUGGAUGAGCUCUGCGGUGUUGAUUCUGCUCCCUCCACUUCGAGAGCAGUAGAGAUGAUGGAUUAUCCAAGACAUCCAUCGGCAGCAUCUUCUGCCUUGGUAGAAUUAACUACCCGGCUUGAUUUCUUCAAGGAAAGGCGUUCUCAAUUAAUGGAACAGCUCCACAACCUCGACUUGAACUACGGCACAGCAUCAUCACAAGAUUUUGUUUAUAGACCAUCAUCCCCACCCUGGAACUGACAAGAAAUGUUGCUCAGCGGUGAGUCAUGUUGUACAUUCUUUCAGGAUUGCAUAUACUUGUAUCUUGAGAACUCUUUGCUUCAAUUCCAAUAUUCUUCCCCCCAUUUUGCUCUCCUUUUUACAUUGUUCUAGUUAGAAUGUGAUUGGAUUCUAAUCACCAAGUCUCCAUCCUCCUAGCAUUUGUUUUGCUAUUCUGUCUCAACUAUUGUAAACAAAAAAAUUGGGCGUUUCCUGUUGUGUCAAUAGCAGGUGAUCUGUACUGAACAUAUAUUUUGGAA